AUGAACCAGGGUAUUACUUCGAAUUCCGAAUACAUCGCAGCUUAUAAGCUUAUACUCAAAGACAAAGAAGCAACAAUCAAUCAUUCGAAUGAUAUUGUUGAAGUUUACAAUUUUCUUGCUGACCUUUCUGAGAAUGGAAAUCACGAAAUGAUGGCGAAAGCUUGUGAAGAUGGACUUUGGAAAAAGGAAUCAAACGAUACAUUUAAUAUACUUCAUCUUGCAUGUCGCAAUGGAAUUUUUCAACUCGUUAAUUCUCUUAUACUCUGUGGCUGUGAUAAAGAAUCACAAACUAAAUAUGGAUACACUCCACUCAUUAUUGCAUCAUGCUUUGGUAAACUUGAAAUUGUUAAAUAUCUUAUCUCUAUUGGAGCUGAUAAAGAAGCAAAGGAUAAAUAUGGAUACACUCCACUCAUUAUUGCAUCAGGAAAUGGUCAUCUUGAAGUUGUUAAAUAUCUUAUCUCUAUUGGAGCUGAUAAAGAAGCACGCAAUAAUGAUGAAUAUACUCCGCUCAAUUGUGCAUCGAUUAAGGGUCAUGAGGAAAUUGUCAAAUAUCUUAUCUCUGUUGGAGCUAAUAAAGAAGCAAAGUAUUAUGAAAGAAAAACUGCACUUACAGUGGUCAAAGAUAAUGUGAGAAACUAUUUAUCUUCAUGGAUCAAAAACACCUUGGAUUCAAUUUAA
Molecule: messenger RNA, 678 nt
Organism: Trichomonas vaginalis G3
Lineage: Eukaryota; Parabasalia; Trichomonadida; Trichomonadidae
Product: spectrin binding
Exons: 1
Coding region: 1-678 (225 amino acids)
Molecular function (GO): protein binding
Source: RefSeq, a predicted model, not a curated record